AUGACGCAUCAAUUUAUAAGGGUAAUCCAGGACUUUGUGAGUCACCCUUACCAACUAUAUGCAGCUCAGACUCACAGCCUAUGGAGAAAAAGUAGGCGACUUGCUCAAGAUGUUUGUGGGAGUUUGGUGAUUAAGAAGUUGUGGAGAGAGGCCUAUUUCCAGUUCUUGAACCAAGUAAAAGAUAGGCUUCUCCUUGUCAUUGCAAUCAAAGUGGCCCAUUUGCAAAGGAUGAAGGAGGUGGAGAAGGAGAGAGACGCUCUUCUUACUUUCAAACAAGGUCUUAUAGAUCCUUCAAAUGGUCUUUCUUCAUGGAAUGGCCACAACUGUUGCAACUGGUUUGGUGUAAGCUGUAGCAAUCAGACAGGGCAUGUCACAAAACUUGAUCUUCACGCCCGAAGUUCAUGUAACCAGCUGAUGAACAACACCACAUUUCCAUGUAAGAUGAUGUUAGGCGGUAAGUUGAGUUCUUCUAUACUUGAGCUGAAAUAUUUGAGUUACUUGGAUCUGAGCCUAAAUGAUUUUAAUGAUACUCACAUCCCACACUUCGUGGGUUCUCUGAGGAAUCUGAGAUAUCUAGAUCUCUCAAAAUCAUCAUUUUCCGGAAUGGUUCCUCCUAAUCUUGGCAACCUAUCACAGUUGCAAUAUCUUGAUCUUGGUUAUUUUGUAGGUGGUCUUUGGGUAUCAGACUUACAUUGGCUUCCUAAGCUUUCUUCUUUGCAAUAUCUAAAUUUAGGUAGGGUGAACCUAAGCAAAGCAACAACUUAUUGGGUGCAAACUGUGAAUAUGCUUCCCUCACUGUUAGAGUUGCACUUAUCCUCAUGUGAACUCCAUAGCUUUCCUCACUCUCCUCCAUCUGUAAAUUUUACUUCACUCUCAGUUCUUGAUCUCGGUUCUAAUCAUUUCGACUCUUCUUCAAUUCUUUCAUGGUGUUUUAAUAUCACUACUCUUACACAACUUCACUUUCCCGGAUCUGAUCUUAGAGGCCUCAUUCCUGAGAUUCAAAGGGGAUCUUUUUGCAAUUUGCAUACUUUUAAUCUAGCACAAAAUUACCGUCUUAAAGGAGAUGUAAAAAGAGUUGUGGAUGCUCUAUCAGGAUGUGGUAAUGCUACCUUGGAGUCUUUGAACUUGCGCUUUUGCCAACUUAGUGAGAAUCUGCCAAAUUCUCUAGGAUACCUAAAAAAUUUGGGAUACCUUGAUCUUUCUUCAAACUUAAUUUUAGGUCCGAUUCCACAAUCCUUGGGAAAUUUGUCUCGUUUGCAAGCUCUGUACCUCUCCAACAACUCUAUGCUUAGCGGGACCACCCCCGAGAGUAUAGGACAACUUGUUGAGCUACAAAUAUUAGACCUUUCUUUAAAUUCUUGGGAUGGCAUUAUAACUGAAGUUCAUUUCCUGAACCUUACAAAUCUACUACAUCUUUCCUUAUCAUCUACCAAAAAUCUUGUUUUGAAAGUCCCGAAUGACUGGAUUCCUCCUUUUAAUCUAGUACUAAUCAAGAUCAUUGGUUGCCAAUUAGGUCCAGCAUUCCCUGCCUGGCUCAAAACUCAAACCAAUCUUGCAAUUAUAACGCUUUCUAAUACUUCAAUUUCAGGUAUAUUACCUGACUGGGUUUGGAAAUUCCCUUCAUGGAUGCCGAUGCUCUCUACAUUAGAUCUUUCUGACAACCACUUAAAAGGAGGCCUUUCCAGGUCAUUACCUUUUGGCUCGUUAUGCCUAAACUCGGUGGAUUUGAGCUUUAAUCAGUUUGAAGGGUCAGUUCCACUCUGGCCUGGUGUUAAAAAGCCUGUUUUUAAGGAACAAUAA
Messenger RNA from Ziziphus jujuba (common jujube), 1800 nucleotides. RefSeq names its product receptor-like protein EIX2. Bases 1 to 1800 code for a protein of 599 amino acids. The record is from RefSeq and is a predicted model, not a curated record. NCBI's taxonomy places the organism in Eukaryota, Viridiplantae, Streptophyta, Magnoliopsida, Rosales, Rhamnaceae. Gene Ontology annotation, molecular function: protein binding. The transcript has 3 exons.